Aspergillus ruber CBS 135680 is the source of this 807-nucleotide messenger RNA. It is a transcript of the gene cbfA, whose product is annotated as putative CBF/NF-Y family transcription factor. Gene Ontology annotation, biological process: leading strand elongation; DNA damage response; heterochromatin formation. Lineage: Eukaryota; Fungi; Ascomycota; Eurotiomycetes; Eurotiales; Aspergillaceae. Gene Ontology annotation, molecular function: protein heterodimerization activity; chromatin DNA binding. Bases 1 to 807 code for a protein of 268 amino acids. The transcript is spliced from 3 exons. The record is from RefSeq and is a predicted model, not a curated record. Gene Ontology annotation, cellular component: CHRAC; epsilon DNA polymerase complex.
AUGCCCUCCUCGCACCCAUCGUCCUCGCCUCAAGCAACGCCCUCACAAUCGCAGCCGCAAUCCCAACCGCAACACCAGCAAGUAACAGAGCAGCAACUGAAAUCUCGGGCUGAGAAUGGUGUUAAAGUUGAGGACUACCUCCUCCCCCGCAGCCUAACCGCGCGCCUCGCAAAAUCCGUACUACCCCCAAACACCACAAUCCAAAAAGACGCCCUCCUAGCCAUGCAAAAGGCCGCUACGGUGUUUGUCUCAUAUUUAUCUUCUCAUGCAAACGAAGCAACCCUGAAACGAACCGUCGCGCCGACAGAUGUAUUCAGCGCGAUUGAGGAGUUGGAGUUUAGGGGGUUUAGGGAGAGACUGGAAAAAGAAUUGGAUGUUUAUACGGAGGUUAAAGCGGGGAAGAGAAAGAAGGCCGGGCCCGGUGGUGCUGCAGCAGCAGAGCAGAAGGGUGAGGAGAAAAUGGAUGAGGAGGAGAGUGGUGUUCGUGGUGCGAAGAGGGUGAAGAGGGUUGGUGAGGGUGAACCCGGACAGACUAAGGGUGAUGAUGGCGAAGGAGAGGGUGAUGACGAUGAGCCUGAACCGGAAGAGGAAGAGGAUAUCGAGGAAGAGGAGGCAGAGGACGAUGAGGACGAUGAAGAGGAAGAGGAGGAAGGAGAGGAAGCACAAGAAGAUGAUAUCAAUCUGGUCGAAGAUCUGGAUCGGGACUCCCACGCGCAACGCACCAUGGAUCCCGAUGCUGGUGCUGAUAGUGACUCGGACGAUGAAGAAGGGGGUUCGCAGUUGCGUGGGGAUAUGGGAAUGGAUUAG